Molecule: messenger RNA, 876 nt
Organism: Aspergillus campestris IBT 28561
Lineage: Eukaryota; Fungi; Ascomycota; Eurotiomycetes; Eurotiales; Aspergillaceae
Product: putative transcription regulator PAB1642
Exons: 1
Coding region: 1-876 (291 amino acids)
Source: RefSeq, a predicted model, not a curated record
AUGACCCUAACAACCCACCUCCUUACCACCCACCCACCCACCCCAAAAGCAAUCGCCCACCCCUUCCUAACCUCCGCCGGCAAAGGCACAAUCCCGACGCACCUCCUCUCCGCCUGGCUCGCCCAAGACAGACUCUACGCGCAGACCUACAUCCGCUUCAUCGGCCACCUGCUCUCCAAAGUCGACCUACCUGUGCUCCCCCCGUCGCAGAAGGAGGCCGGGAACAAGAAGCAGACACAGAAGGAGACGAAAACUGAAGCGCACCAAAAAGCAGCAUCUACCCUCUCGGCGUGUCUAGCCAAUAUUCUCACUGAACUAUCCUUCUUCGACUCCGUCGCUGAUGAGUACGGGCUUGAUUUGACGCCUUAUACCUCUUUCCCUUCCCCCUCUUCUUCUUCUACCGAGGGAACUACCACCACCACCAACAAUGAAGAAAGGAAAAAAGGCCCUAACCCGACAACCCAAUCCUACACCGACCUCUUCAUAGCUUCCUCCGCCAGUCCUACCGCCUCCCUGCUCGAAGGGCUGGUCGUGCUGUACGCGACGGAGUUUUGCUAUUUGCGGGCUUGGAGGCAUGCUGCCUCUAUUCUGUCUGAGCGGUUGCGGGGUAGUAACGCUGAUGGUGGAGAAGAUGCAGAUGGAGGAGCUCUCCGCAGGCUAAUUCCCAAUUGGGCGAGUGUGGAGUUUGAGGUUUUUGUGCGGGGAAUUGGGGAGGUUGUUGAUUUUGUUGCUGAGGCUGAGGGGUUAUCUUCUUUGGGAGAGGGGGAGGGAGGGCAGGGUGGUGGGGGAGAUGUGGAUGAUAUGCUGGGGAGGUGUGAGAAAUGGUGGAGGCAGGUUGUGUGGUUGGAGGAGAGGUUUUGGCCGGAUGUGGAGUGA